This is a messenger RNA of Colossoma macropomum (tambaqui), 1466 nucleotides long. RefSeq names its product solute carrier family 30 member 2 (gene slc30a2). The transcript is spliced from 8 exons. NCBI's taxonomy places the organism in Eukaryota, Metazoa, Chordata, Actinopteri, Characiformes, Serrasalmidae. The record is from RefSeq and is a predicted model, not a curated record. The coding region runs from base 186 to 1382 and encodes 398 amino acids. Gene Ontology annotation, cellular component: plasma membrane. Gene Ontology annotation, molecular function: zinc ion transmembrane transporter activity. Gene Ontology annotation, biological process: response to zinc ion; zinc ion transmembrane transport.
CUCAGCUGGUGUCUGAACUGAAAUGGACCCGGAGAUUCGCCGUUUUGUGAUUUAAAUCGCGGCGUUUCUGAUUUUUUUUACUGUUCGCCUGAAUUUAUUUAUCUAUUCAUCAUUUUUUUAAAAAUCUUUUGCUCGUGCGAGUCCACACCACCGGGACACCAAGACACCUGGAGCAGGAGGAGGAGAUGGACCCGCCGCCGAAUUCAGAGAAAUCUCAUCUUAUUAACGAAAAAGGCGCCAAAAUGUACUCCUUCAAACUGAACAGUGAAUUUCCUGGUUCCAAAGAAAGCUACCCGAAUCUGCCUUUUGAGAACGGGGACACUGCUGGGGCCAUUGAGCUGAAGAGGCCCGUUGGAGCCCAUUGCCACGGAAACAAAGCAGCCUGGGAGGAGAACCGGGAGAAGCUGGUGGCUAAGAAGAAGCUCUACAUUGCCUCCAUAGUCUGCCUGGUCUUCAUGAUUGGAGAGGUCAUUGGUGGCUACCUUGCCCACAGCCUGGCCAUCAUGACAGAUGCUGCCCAUUUGCUAACUGAUUUUGGCAGCAUGAUGGUCAGCCUCUUCUCCCUCUGGAUCUCCUCCCGACCUCCCACCAAGACCAUGAACUUUGGCUGGCACAGAUCAGAGAUUUUGGGGGCGCUGAUAUCCGUAAUGUCCAUCUGGAUAGUAACUGGGGUGCUGGUGUACCUCGCCAUUGAGAGGAUUGUGAAGAAUGAUUAUGAGAUCGAGGGUCAGGUGAUGCUCCUCACCUCAGGGUGUGCUGUUGUGGUCAACAUCAUAAUGGCGUACAUCCUCCACCACUCCACGACCUUCCAUGGUCAUGGCUCAGGCUAUCACAAGAUCGACGAAAAUGGAAUGAGCCCUGUGGGCCAUGGCCACUCCCACAGCCUCCUGGGCAGCCAUGGAAACACCAGUGUCAGAGCAGCAUUUAUCCAUGUCCUGGGCGACCUCUUACAGAGCCUUGGGGUGAUGGUGGCAGCCAUCAUAAUCUACUUUCGGCCUGAAUAUAAAGUAGCUGACCCCAUUUGCACCUUCCUUUUCUCCGUGUUCGUACUGGGGACCACCAUUACCAUCCUCAGGGACGUGUUCCGCAUCCUCAUGGAGGGGGCACCCAGAGGCAUUGAGUUUAACUCUGUGAAGGAGGUGCUGCUGUCCCUGAAAGCUGUGAAGGCCAUGCACAGUUUACAUUUGUGGGCUCUGACUGUUGGCCAGACCCUGCUUUCCGUUCAUGUGGCCAUUGAGGAGAACGCAGAUCCUCAGAGUGUCCUGAAGGAAGCCACGGAGCUCCUGCAGACCAAGUUUGGCUUCUACAGCACCACCAUCCAGGUAGAGCCCUACUGUGAGGACAUGGCCUACUGCACCCUGUGCCAAGACCCCAUGGACUAAUAUCACCACACAAUCCUAGUAAAGGCUGUCCUACAGGCUGCCUGUCCAAAAAGGUUUUGUGGAGAGUCCAUCUGGACAUAAAAA